AUGGAUAUUGAACCCGCAUCCGCACCUCUUCCAAGCCGGGACAUCUAUCAGAUGAACGGAUGUCUGCAAGCUUCCGAUUGUUCACGAUGUAUGGACUUUAAUAUUGAACAGGGACAGAUUGGCAUCCUAAAUAUCAAGGUGAACAUUCAAGAUCCAGGAAUAGCGACCAGAUACUUUGUUGGCUUCCCUCAUCCCACAAAAUCCGUGCGGUUUAUUCUUUGUGGGAUAACAGGCAUGGCCAACACCGACGUCAGUACCCAUAUCUUCAGUGGUUACCGCCUCUUCCACCCAAUCCCACCCCUCUUUUCGAGCCAAUUAUGGCUAAUGAUGUUUUGGGAAUAUGACUUGUUGGACAGAUCUAAGGAAUGCGUCAAGAACGAGAAGUGGAUACAAUUAUUCGAGUUCCACGCUGAAGAGGCCGAAACAAAAUCACAAACGGACAGGGGAUAUCUGAGCGGGAACCCAACACAACCAGUGAAAAAGGGAAAUAAAAAUAGCAGCAAAGAUCUCCGGAAGAAUCGAAAAGGGUGGAAUCAACACACCAGUGGGGGUGGGGGAAAGAAGAAAAAUCAAGAAAAGUUUUGCUUGAACCGCGUCCUGGAAAUUAAUACAGACAUCCUAUGCGCAGAAUAUGAUACGGCACGAUACAACUUAGUCAUGAUCGAGUCACGAAAAGAAGAGAAAUGA
Messenger RNA from Coccidioides immitis RS, 687 nucleotides. RefSeq lists its product as uncharacterized. The coding region runs from base 1 to 687 and encodes 228 amino acids. The record is from RefSeq and is a predicted model, not a curated record. The transcript is spliced from 5 exons. NCBI's taxonomy places the organism in Eukaryota, Fungi, Ascomycota, Eurotiomycetes, Onygenales, Onygenaceae.